Molecule: messenger RNA, 1111 nt
Organism: Colletotrichum godetiae
Lineage: Eukaryota; Fungi; Ascomycota; Sordariomycetes; Glomerellales; Glomerellaceae
Product: concanavalin A-like lectin/glucanase domain-containing protein
Exons: 4
Coding region: 5-1111 (368 amino acids)
Biological process (GO): carbohydrate metabolic process
Molecular function (GO): hydrolase activity, hydrolyzing O-glycosyl compounds
Source: RefSeq, a predicted model, not a curated record
GUCAAUGCUGUCAGUCAUGAGCAUAUCAGGUCUCGCGGCAUCCCUUCUUCUGUUCUUUCCCUUGAUUGAGGCAAAAGUACCCAACGUUAGCGGAUUCGAACUUACUUGGGCCGAUGAUUCCGAAGGUCGCCGCGACGCCCUCCCCGAUCCCGAAAACCCGAGAAAUGUUCGCGUAAACGGCAAAGGAAGCCUGCAAAUUACUGCCAUCAGAGACUUAAACGGCGGAUGGACCAGCUCUCGUAUUAAGACUCAGCGGACAGAUUUUGUCGCUCAGCCGGGCGGGAAGAUGAGGAUCCAGGCCAGCCUCAAGACCCCUAACAUGAACGGUCAUGGUCUUGGCUACUGGCCAGCUUUCUGGACUCUUGGUAGCGAGUACCGAGGCAACUACUGGAAUUGGCCUUACGUUGGUGAGAUUGGCAUUAUGGAGAACCCUAAUGUUGGCAAUCGGAUAUGGGGCGUUCUGCACUGCGACCGCAACCCUGGGGGGUUCUGCGACGAGUCUAAUGGCAUCGGCAACAGCACUUCUUGUCCGAACAGUGUCUGCUCUGGUAACUUACAUACCUACACUAUCGAGGUUGACAGGUCCGCUAGGCCCGAGAUCUUGCGGUGGUUUGUCGAUGGUGUGCAGUACCACCAGGUCAGUGAAACCCAGUUGUCGGAGGCGAUAUGGACACAGACGGUUCAUAAGCCUCACUUCAUUCUGCUCAACAUGGCGAUGGGCGGUGGGUUUCCGGAUGGUAUUUCUGCUCUGAAGACGCCUUUGAACUCGACCUUGUCAGGGGGCACGUACGAGGCAGACUGUUCGCAGAGCCAUCGGCGAUUGUUCCAAGAAAUCCGUAUGCUCAAAGAAGAUAUCCUGGUUUUAAACCAAUUUGCCAUGAUCGUACUAGAAAACGCCGCCCUUCCCUCUAUCACGGCUACUAAAAACUACAUCGCCAAGCCGCACAUCGUAUUUCUAGCUAGGCGCGCCGGCGCCGAUACCAACCAUAAGCCCAAUACGAACAUUAGGGAAGCUAUGCAGCAUGCCUCGGGCCACUACGGCAGCCGAAGUUAUACUAUACUCACUUUCGAGCAGCAGUUAGACAGGCAGGGGUCAUUUUAUGUAUAUUAA